ACUCAUCGUGCGGGACGAUGCUUAUCGCCUUACGCUGGACAAUUCUUCUUCUCAUUCGUGUGUGAGUGAGAGAAUGGAAAAUCGUAUCGUGCGUGAGGCUCCAAAAAAGUUAAGAGUACUUAAAAGAGACGAAAAAGCUGUGAAAUGUAUCGGCACGCAAUCUUUACAAGCACGCGUAUGACUCAAUACGAGUACAAGUCUCUGUGGGAACCAAUCCACCCACGACGCCCUGCAUAAAGCUGCUUCAAAUUAUAGCACAAUUUCUCAGGUCUAAUAAACUUGGCGAAUUCAAACUUGAUGAUUAAUUCGCCCUGAUUGGGGGGUUGCUACUUAUAAGAUAUAAUUGAUGAUUGAUCGAUAGAUAGGACUGUGCGGCGUGCGAGCGGCGAGGGGCGUGUGUUGACCGUUGUUCAUGAAUUCUUCAAUCGGACAGCAUCUGUUCGAUGGGAAAAUUGUGCGCCUGCGAGAAAGCAGUUUAGUUCGCGCGCGAACACAACUCACGCAAGACGUCCGCGCGUUCGGUCACCGGCAACGCUCGCGUGUCCGUUUCAAGUGUACAAUAUUGGUGCAUCACCGAUAAUCACAUUUGUGCAAACAACGUCCAUUGAUAGAUUCAAUGCAGAGUUUUCUAGUGCAACUUGCAGAAAUGGGCCAGAAACUAUCGUCCCAACCGAAUGCCCCCCUCGUUUGGAUACUGCGCGGUCAGCCGAAGAUGCACCCCAAUCCCGAGCAACCAAUUAAAUUUCAAUUCAAGUCACGCAGAAAAUCCACUUCGUAUCCAAGCCCAACGCCUGUCGAUUGUGACGACAACCUUAGGCCUACUAAGCGCACAAUUUCCACUUCUUUCCUGGAUACUGUGGAUGAUUGUAAGCCGCACGCCCGUCCCGGUAAAAGAUCCAGCCACAGUUUCGGCCUUAUCGCCCUCAAUACAAGCUCGGAAAAAUUCGAUACCCUCGGAUACGAUGUGGAGGAUAUUAAUCAAUUUUUGACCAAGGCGUCACUGGAGAGGCCCGCAAACAUACCGGUGGUGUUGUCCGUGCCCACCGUGCUUUACCAGACACGCGUCGGUGGUUAUCAAGUCGAGAUCGCCCUGCCCCUAGGCAUGGUCCUAAACGCAGUCUUCCGCAAUCAACAUUGGCUGUACGCGCAGACACCGCACGGUGAGGAAGGAUACAUCGCAUACAUAGCCUGCAUUCCGUUGGGCAUCGUUCCCUCAGCAGACGACGCCCUGUCACCCUGCUGGGCCACAUUGACAGAUGUCUUCCCGCGGCCCUCCGGUAACCUGACCGAUGCGGACAAAGUCAGCACGUGUAGCGAGGGCAGGCGGCGUAAAACUGGUGUACAUCUCAGACGACGAAGACGGGUCGGCGGUACCAAGGGGGCCACGAUCACCACCAGCACCGCAUGGGGGGAGAACAAUGUAGAUCAACUGUAUCUUCGCGCCGCUUCCACAAAUAACGGUGAGGUGUGCCGGCACACUUUGCUCGUGGUCGACGAGGAUUAUGCGGAGAAAGGCAGCAACACAUUGAGCGUAAGAAAAGGGGAUGUCGUGACCCUGUUGAGUACCCACCUGCGUGGCUGGUUCUGGGUGAGGCGCACCGAAGGCGAGGAAGGGUAUAUUCCGGCUGCUGUUGCCGGCUACGGUUAUGUAUAAUACACUGCGUGUAUUCGUAGAAAAUGUAUCGUAUUCUUGUGCCCAUGAUCCCUAUGAAAACUAGCAGAACGCAGUGCUAAGUAAAUUAAUUAAUAAAAGUAUACAAAGUUA
Messenger RNA from Dalotia coriaria, 1765 nucleotides. RefSeq lists its product as uncharacterized. The record is from RefSeq and is a predicted model, not a curated record. Gene Ontology annotation, molecular function: protein binding. Bases 617 to 1654 code for a protein of 345 amino acids. Lineage: Eukaryota; Metazoa; Arthropoda; Insecta; Coleoptera; Staphylinidae. The transcript has 3 exons.